AUGUUGCGCCGUCCCUUCCAGACGCCCAUGGCUGGUGCCGUGUCUUCGGUCGCCACGGUGGCGGCAUCAGCAUCAGCAUCGGCGUCGGCAUCGGCAUCGACGUCGGCCACAGCAUCGGCAUCGGCGUUGCCUCGGUCGCCGUCCCCCUUCUCCCGCGCCCACCGCGCCGUGGUCGAGACGAUACCCUCGACCCCGAUCCGCGUCAUCCGCACCGUCGAUGCCUUCCGUAGGUGGCGGAAGCCGCACACAAUCAACCAUCGCACCGUCGGCUUCGUGCCCACCAUGGGCGCCAUGCACGACGGCCAUCUCGCCCUCAUCCGUGCCGCCGCCCGCGAGAAUCACCACGUCGUCGUCAGCAUCUACGUCAACCCCGCCCAGUUCGGCGUCAAGGAGGACCUCACCUCCUACCCCGUCACCUGGGACGCCGACACCACGGCCCUGGCCAGGCUCGACCGCGAGCUUGCCGAGGACGGAGUCAACCUCGGUCGCGUCUCCGCCGUCUUCGCCCCCACGACGUCGGACAUGUACCCUUCGGGCUUCCCUGGCCAAGAGGUCGACAGCAAAGGCAGCUUCGUCAACAUCACUCCCGUCGGCGACGUCCUCGAGGGCCGCACCCGGCCGACCUUUUUUCGCGGCGUCGCCACUGUCUGCAUGAAGCUCUUCAACAUUGUGCAGCCCGAUCGCGUCUACUUUGGCCAAAAGGACGUCCAGCAGACGGUUGUCAUCCGCCGCAUGGUCGAGGACCUCAUGCUGCCCACCGAUGUCGUCAUAUGUCCCACCCAACGCGACCCCGACGGUCUCGCCUUGAGUUCGCGUAAUGUAUAUCUCGGUACCCGCCGCCGCAAGCUCGCCGUCGUUCUGAACACUGCCCUGCGUGCCGCCGAGGCUGCGUACGGUGCCGGCCAGCUCGAUCGCGCUGCCAUUCUCGGCGCCGCCCACGACGUGUGCGAAACCGUGCUGCGUGCCCAGAGGGACAUGUCGCCCGAUCGGCGCGCCCUUUUCGAGAUUGACUACAUCUCCCUGGCGGAUCCGGAUACGCUUCAGGAGGUGGACGCUGUCGACGCCUCUCGAGGGGCCGUCAUCAGCGGUGCCAUCAAGAUGCUGCCGCUGGAAGCCGCCCAACCGGGCGAGGAUGUGGGACAUGCAGGCGGUCCGGCCGUGAGGCUCAUCGACAACAUUAUUCUCAAGCCAGCAGCAGUGGAGCAUGGCUCGCUUGGGGGAUACGCGUAG
Drechmeria coniospora is the source of this 1230-nucleotide messenger RNA. RefSeq names its product panthotenate synthetase. The transcript has a single exon. Gene Ontology annotation, molecular function: pantoate-beta-alanine ligase activity. The record is from RefSeq and is a predicted model, not a curated record. Gene Ontology annotation, biological process: pantothenate biosynthetic process. The coding region runs from base 1 to 1230 and encodes 409 amino acids. NCBI's taxonomy places the organism in Eukaryota, Fungi, Ascomycota, Sordariomycetes, Hypocreales, Ophiocordycipitaceae.